CGAGAUUUGCCUCGUCCGCUUUCAGACUCCAUGACCCGCGCGCCGCGAUCGUUCAUGACGCCCCUCCGCGCGUCGAGCGGCGCUCGUAUCCCCGCUCAGAUGGACUAACGAGCGACCCGCGAGGAUGGAGAGCGUUAAACUGAAGAAGAGCGGCGCUCCGAGUGCGGCCUUGAGAUCCGCCGCCGAUGAAGACGACGACGAAGGCCAGGGAGCGUCGAAGCCGCGUCAGAACCGGAGCCCCGCCGAGCUGAGGAAGAGGAGGGUGAGGAGGCACGCGUCGCUGGACCGGCAGAGACACCGAGCCGCCGCUCCGCUGCAGCUGUGCGACCGGCAGUGGGUCCGCCAGGACCUGCGCCGCGGCUCCGUUCACGUCCAUGACCGGCUGACGGUGCGGUCGCUCCCGCCGCGGCUCGUGCUGUGCACCGCGGACUGCACCGCGGCCGACAUCGCGCAGCGCCUGAGCGGCAAACCGGGCUCGGUCCUGAGGCUCGCCGCCAAGACGGACGUGAACGGGAACUGCGACGGCGACCGGCUGCGGCUGCUGCUGCUGGAGAAGGAGCACCGGUUCCGGUUCGACAUCUGCACCGAGCCCCAGGACGAGGACUCCGUCAAACGGUCCGCGGGCUCCGAUGUGGAGAGCAGCAGCGACCUGAGCUCCGGGGCCCGGUUCAGCCGGCACCGGGACUCGCUCAGCGACGACAUGACCCUGGGUACCGACGCUUCGGCGCUCGAGGGCCUGGACGCGUACGGCAGCUCCUCGGACGAGCUGGAGCUGGACUGUCCGGUAACGGAUGGAGCCGAGGCGGGUCCCGCCGGUGACUGGGACUCCGGACCGGCGCUGUACGUUCAGCUGCACGGCGAGGCGGCGCGGCGCCUGGGGCCCGAGGAGAGGCCCCUGCAGCUCCAGAACGACUUCCUCUUCAAGCUGGGGUUUAAGGACCCGUGGCGGGUUCAGGAGGAGGGCAUGAACACCGAGCUGGGCUCGCUGCUGCGCUUCUACGCAGGAAAACCUCACAGCAUCGAGAGCUCUGAGCGCAUCCAGCUCUCCGGAACGUAUAACGUACGGAAAGGAAAGCUGCAGCUGCCGGUGAACCGCUGGAGUCGACGGCAAGUGAUUUUAUGCGGCACUUGUCUGAUGGUGUCCUCCGUGAAGGCCAGCCAUACGGGCAAGAUGCACAUCCUGCCACUGAUCGGAGGAAAGGUGGAAGAGGUGAAGAAACACAGUCACUGUUUGGCCUUCAGCUCGGCGGGACCUCAGAGUCAGACCUACUACAUCAGCUUCGACAGCUUCACCGAACACCUGCGCUGGCACCGGCAGGCGGCGAAGGUGCGUGUGUGUGUGUGUGAGAGAGAUGUCCUCUGUACCUCGAACCUGAUGAAGUGUCUGUCAUGUGUGUGCAGUGAAUGCAGUGAGUUGUUUCUCCGUCUCAUCAGUCUGAAUCAGAUCUCCGCUGUGUUGCCGGACGAGCCAGAGUUUCUGCAUCACGUGACGCAGCUGGAUGUGAGAGACAACUGUCUGAGCGAGCUGGACGCGUCUGUCUUCCCACGGCUGGAGGUGCUGCACUGUCAGAGGAACCGCAUCAGGCGUCUGUGUCUGCGUGGCUGCGCGCUCAAGGCUCUCUACGCCUCCAGCAACGAGCUGCAGGAGCUAGACCUGAGUCCCGCCGCCGCCAGCCUCACACACGUGGACAUCUCCAGGAACUGCAUGAAGGCUCUUCCUGAUUGGCUGAGUGACAGCAGGAAGCUGGAGGUUCUAGACGUCAGUCACAAUCACAUCGCUGAGCUUCCUCCGUGGCUGCUGUGCAGUGCGAGUCUGAGGAAGAUCCUGGCGGGUCAUAACCAGCUGAAGCGUCUGCCGGAGCGUGUGGAGCGUCCAGCGGUGGAAGUGCUAGACCUGCAGCACAAUCAGCUCAUCCAGCUUCCCUGCAACCUCUUCCUCAAAUCAGAGAGUUUGCGGUGUCUGAACGCAUCAGCUAAUAAGCUGGAGAAUCUGCCGGCGUCCAGCCUUUCAGAGGAGAGCAGCAGCGUCCUGCAGGAGCUUUACCUGACCAACAACCACCUGACCGACAGGUGUGUGCCGCAGCUGACCGGACACACACACCUGAGGAUCCUGCACAUGGCCUACAAUCACCUGCAGACCUUCCCAGCCAGUAAAAUGGCCAAGCUGGAGGAGCUGGAGGAGCUGGACCUGAGUGGGAACAGGCUGAAGGCGGUGCCAACCACCAUCAUGAACUGCAGACGCAUGCACACACUAGCAGCUCACUCCAACUGCAUCGAGGUGUUCCCCGAAGUCCUGCAGCUCACCGAGAUGAAGUGUGUGGAUCUGAGCUGUAACGAGCUGAGUGAGAUCACUUUACCUGACAGUCUACCUCCUAAACUUCAAGAGCUGGAUCUGACGGGAAACCUGCGGCUGAAUCUGGACCACAAGACCCUCGAGCAGCUCAAUAACAUCCGCUGUUUCCGGAUAGACCCGCCCCCUUCCUCGUUCUCAGCCAAUGAGGUGGCAGGAGGGCCGGCUGUCUGGAGUCACGGCUUCACCGAAGCCUCGGGCGUCAAAAACAAACUGUGUGUGGCGGCUCUGUCGGUGAACAGCUUCUGCAGCAGCAGAGAGGCUCUGUACGGCGUGUUUGACGGAGACAGGAACGUGGAGGUGCCGUAUUUACUGCAGUGCACCAUGAACGACAUACUGGCCGAGGAGCUCCACAGGACCAAGAGCGAGGAAGACUACAUGACCAACACCUUCCUCGUCAUGCAGAGGAAGUUGGGCACAGCAGGGCAGAAGCUGGGCGGUUCGGCGGCGCUCUGUCACAUCCGGCACGACCCCACUGACCCCGCCGGCUGCUUCACCCUCACCGCCGCUAAUGUGGGCAAGUGUCAGGCGGUGCUGUGCCGCGACGGCAAGGCGCUUCCGCUGUCACUGCUGCACAACAUCAGCAUCAAGGAGGAACACAACCGCGUGCAGCAGCAUAAAGCCAUCAUCACUGAGGACAACAAAGUGAACGGCGUAACAGACUCCACACGCAUCAUGGGCUAUUCGUUCCUCUACCCGGCGGUCUUGCCUCGCCCGUACGUCACCACGCUCCCGCUGACCCCCAGAGACGAGUUCUUCAUCCUGGGCAGCAGAGGUCUGUUUGAAGUCUUGGACCUUAGCGAGGCGGUGGAAGCCGUACGGAAGGUUCCCGACGCGCUGGCGGCCGCCAAGAAGCUGUGCACGCUGGCGCAGUCGUACGGCUGCACCGAUAGCCUCAGCGCCGUGGUGGUGCAGCUCAACGUAGCGGAAGACUGUUGUUGUUGCUGUUGUGCGGCGUCUGCGGAGCCCGGCUCCGGAAGCAUGCAUGCGCCGCCGAGCCCCGGACUGUUCCCGGCCUCCUCCGCCGGCAUGCCUCCGUCCUCCUGCAGCGAGAUCAGCUCCGAGGUCAGUGCGUCCGAGAUGAGCUCCGAAGUGGGAUCCACCGCAUCCUCGGACGAGCCGCCGCUCCUGCUGCAGGAGGCGCAGCUCCACCUUCAUCCGCAGAGCCACCCCAACCCGCGCCUCCCCUGCUGCUCGCUCCACCUCACUCCCAACUCCGGAAGCUCCUUCCAGAGGCAGCUUUCCAGUGCCACCUUCUCCAGCGCGCUCUCGGACAACGGCUUGGAUAGCGAGGACGAGGAGCCCAUCGCCGGAGUCUUCUCCAACGGCAGUCGGGUGGAAGUGGAGGCUGACGUGCACUGUCUGCUACCCCUGCCUCCACCUCCUCCACCCUGCACCCCAGAAACCCCGGAGAAGCUUCCGGAGGAGGCUGGGAACCUUGCGGGAGCGGAUGCUUGGAGCAAGACCUUGGGGAGGCGGAGGGGAAACGGCUCGGUGGCACCGCAGGAGCAGAGCCACAACUUGAUUGAGGUGGCGACUGAAGCUCCUUCUAAGAAACCUGGGGGUUACUUCACGGCGCCGGCUCAGCCCGACCCCGACGACCAGUUCAUCAUCCCUCCGGAGCUGGAGGAGGAGGUGAAGGAGAUCAUGAAACAACAUCAGCAGGACCAACAGAAGCCGGCCAAGAGCGAGCGACCUGCGGACUACUACGACACGCCGCUCUGAAGCAGGCACUGCAUUCUGUCAUCAUCUACUCACCCUGAUCUUGUUGGCUUUAAUACACACUUCUUGAACGUAGGGCUGGGCGAUAUAGCAAAAAGUAGAAUCUUGAUUUUUUUUUUUUUUCAGAACGUUUGACCGAUUCAAGAUAAUGUCGAUUUUAACUUGUCAACUUGAAUCAUGUUGUAGUUAUGUUUUUAAGUAAUAUUCACUUCCAAAACCAUCCAUUUAAAGAAAGUUAUUUUUCAAGCGUUCCACACGUUUUAGAGGUCGACUCAAAAGAUCAAGCCAAUUCAAAUCAGAGCUGUCAAAAUGGCUGAAAAGCUCAAUUCGAAUUUUGUACUUAAAUAUUAUC
Messenger RNA from Sinocyclocheilus grahami, 4424 nucleotides. Its product is annotated as PH domain leucine-rich repeat-containing protein phosphatase 1-like. Gene Ontology annotation, molecular function: protein binding. Gene Ontology annotation, cellular component: cytoplasm. The transcript has 14 exons. The record is from RefSeq and is a predicted model, not a curated record. Lineage: Eukaryota; Metazoa; Chordata; Actinopteri; Cypriniformes; Cyprinidae. Bases 125 to 4075 code for a protein of 1316 amino acids.